Callorhinus ursinus (northern fur seal) is the source of this 1557-nucleotide messenger RNA. RefSeq names its product sorting nexin 6 (gene SNX6). Lineage: Eukaryota; Metazoa; Chordata; Mammalia; Carnivora; Otariidae. Gene Ontology annotation, molecular function: phosphatidylinositol binding; dynactin binding. The record is from RefSeq and is a predicted model, not a curated record. Gene Ontology annotation, cellular component: endosome. Gene Ontology annotation, biological process: intracellular protein transport; retrograde transport, endosome to Golgi.
CCGCUGCUGCCGGCUCCCUCCGGCCCCGCGGUGCGGUGCGCGCCUGCGCCGGCCCUCGCCUCGGAGCAGCCAUGAUGGAAGGCCUGGACGACGGCCCCGACUUCCUCUCGGAGGAGGACCGAGGACUUAAAGCAAUAAACGUAGAUCUUCAAAGUGAUGCUGCUCUGCAAGUGGACAUUUCUGAUGCUCUUAGUGAGAGAGAUAAAGUAAAAUUCACUGUUCAUACAAAGAGUUCAUUGCCAAAUUUUAAACAAAAUGAGUUUUCUGUUGUUCGACAACAUGAGGAAUUUAUCUGGCUUCAUGAUUCCUUCAUUGAAAAUGAAGACUAUGCGGGUUACAUUAUCCCACCAGCACCACCAAGACCUGAUUUUGAUGCUUCAAGGGAAAAACUGCAGAAGCUUGGAGAAGGAGAAGGGUCCAUGACUAAGGAAGAAUUCACAAAGAUGAAACAGGAACUGGAAGCUGAAUAUUUGGCAAUAUUCAAGAAGACUGUUGCAAUGCAUGAAGUGUUCCUAUGUCGUGUGGCAGCACAUCCUAUUUUGAGAAAAGAUUUAAAUUUUCAUGUCUUCUUGGAAUAUAAUCAAGAUCUGAGUGUGAGAGGAAAAAAUAAAAAAGAGAAACUUGAAGAUUUCUUUAAAAACAUGGUAAAAUCAGCAGAUGGAGUAAUUGUUUCAGGCGUAAAGGAUGUAGAUGAUUUCUUUGAGCAUGAACGAACAUUCCUUUUAGAAUAUCAUAACCGAGUUAAGGAUGCAUCUGCUAAAUCUGAUAGGAUGACAAGAUCCCACAAAAGUGCUGCAGAUGAUUACAAUAGAAUUGGUUCUUCAUUAUAUGCUUUAGGAACUCAGGAUUCUACAGAUAUAUGCAAGUUUUUUCUCAAAGUUUCAGAACUGUUUGAUAAAACAAGAAAAAUAGAAGCACGAGUGUCUGCUGAUGAGGACCUCAAACUUUCCGACCUUUUAAAAUAUUACUUAAGGGAAUCUCAAGCUGCUAAGGAUCUCCUCUAUCGAAGAUCUAGGUCACUAGUGGAUUAUGAAAAUGCUAAUAAAGCACUGGAUAAAGCAAGAGCGAAAAAUAAAGAUGUUCUGCAGGCUGAAACAUCCCAACAAUUAUGUUGUCAGAAAUUUGAAAAAAUAUCUGAAUCUGCAAAACAAGAACUUAUAGAUUUUAAGACAAGAAGAGUUGCUGCAUUCAGGAAAAAUUUAGUGGAACUGGCAGAGUUAGAACUGAAGCAUGCAAAGGUUAAAAAAAGAAAGUCACACGCUCUACUGACUGAGCCAGCCCGACCGCCCCCCCCCAUGUCUUUUUAGAUUUCCUGAGUCUGGAAAGUUCGUGAAUCUUCGUAUUUCAUAAUAUUGGACGCUAUUAAAAAGCACAGGUCUGUAAAAUCUCCCUCAAUUUGGGUUUCUCUAAUUACUGAGUUUAGAUUCUCCACUUGUGGCAGGAAUACCAAAAAAGUGUUGCUCAGACCUUCUUAUUACGUCAUAUCAAGAGACACAUGCUGAUUAGCUGCCUUACUGGCAAUGUAUGAUCUUGAUCAUUUGGUUAAAGUGAUGUCUU